This is a messenger RNA of Pectinophora gossypiella (pink bollworm), 1807 nucleotides long. RefSeq names its product beta-hexosaminidase subunit beta-like. Gene Ontology annotation, biological process: carbohydrate metabolic process; ganglioside catabolic process; glycosaminoglycan metabolic process. The record is from RefSeq and is a predicted model, not a curated record. Gene Ontology annotation, cellular component: membrane. Bases 178 to 1794 code for a protein of 538 amino acids. Gene Ontology annotation, molecular function: beta-N-acetylhexosaminidase activity. The transcript has 10 exons. Lineage: Eukaryota; Metazoa; Arthropoda; Insecta; Lepidoptera; Gelechiidae.
AAUUAAACAAUUCCCUAUUAUUGUUAUAAAUUAUACAGUGUAAUCUAUUUUAUACUUUAUGUAAUUUGAUUUUGCAAUACCAUUAUUGUAUUUUCAAUGUUUUUGUUCACAAUAGCCAGUAGUUAACGUAAUUUAAAGUUCAAUUGCAGUUCGUUGUGUUCGAAGUAUCACGUCGCAAUGUCACGCUGUAUAAUUAUAUAUUUCUGUGUAUUAUGUGCGGUGGUGUCAGUUAACAUGUUCGUUCACAAUUCUGGGCCUAAAUACAAGCCAACUGAAGGGGAAGUCUGGCCACAGCCUCAGGGAGAGAAGAAAAAGUUGGCAUAUUACGCAUUUUCACCAGCGCAGUUUAAAAUUAACGUCACAAACGAAAAAUGCUCGAUCUUAGGCAACGCGAUAAUCAGAUUCAUUGCAGUUUUGAAGGACUUGUUCAGGAUCGCGCGACAAAACCGACGGUAUAAGUACCAGCGCACGCGCGCGGACAAGGGAGGGAAGGACAAACGGUACCAGGGGUUCAUACGCGAACUGCAGCUUAACUUGAAGGAGCCCUGCGAAGACUACCCUCACUUCAAAAUGGAUGAAAGUUACAGUCUCACAGUGGGGUCAACGGCCGUGCUCACCAGCGACUCGAUAUGGGGGAUGCUCCGGGGGUUGGAGACCGCCUCACAGUUGUUCUACUUCACCAGUGACUUUAGCGAAAUCCGGAUAAACGCCACGGAAAUAUUCGACUUCCCUUAUUACUUCCACCGAGGUAUUCUGGUGGACACAUCGCGCCACUACAUCUCUCCUUCCAAUAUCCUGAAGAUGCUGGACGCUAUGGCUAUAAACAAGAUGAACGUAUUCCACUGGCACAUCGUAGACGACCACAGUUUCCCUUAUGAGAGUGAAAUGUUUCCUGAACUGAGCAAAAAGGGCGCGUAUUAUCCCUCCUUGGUGUACAAAAAGUCAGAUAUCAAGACCAUUAUUGAAUAUGCGCGGAAUCGAGGCAUAAGGGUGUUGCCAGAGUUCGAUGUCCCUGGCCACACGCGUUCUUGGGGUGUGUCUCACCCAGAGAUCCUCACUCAGUGCUACAAGAAGAACAAACCAAUAGGCUUGGGUCCACUGCAUCCGUUAAGAAAACGCACCUACAAGAUCUUGCUGCAGCUUUACAGAGAAGUACAAGGACUGUUUCCCGAUCGGUAUUUGCAUAUCGGAGGCGAUGAGGUCAACUUAGACUGCUGGCUUUCAAAUCCAGAGAUACAGAAAUUCAUGGAAGAGAAAAAUGUGUCGAGCAUUUAUGAAGUACAUGCGACGUUUAUGCAUAAAAUUAUCGAGUUACUUGGCAAGAGGUCGACGCCUAUAGUUUGGCAGGAAGUAUACGACAAUGACGUGCCUCUACCAAAAGAUGCCAUCGUUCAAAUUUGGAAAUAUCGAUCCAUACACCAAAUGAUCGAUGCGAUCCAAGAAAACGUCCAAGUGGUGUUCUCAGCUCCAUGGUAUCUGGACUACUUGGAUGUCAGUUUCGCGACGUUGUAUACGUCUGACCCUCGGACUAUAGUUCGUAACAAGGUGAAGGACGAUGUGCUGGAGAACAUCGUCGGUGGAGAAGCUUGCAUGUGGUCGGAGAAGGUGGACGACAGGAAUCUGUUUAGCAGGGUAUGGCCCCGAGCAUGCGCAGUGGCGGAAGUGCUAUGGAGCGUGACGAGCGGGAACAUGCCGGCACGCACGCUGCGCCGCGUGGAGGAGCACGCGUGCCGGAUGAUUCGUCGCGGCAUCCCCGCUGAGCCGCCCAGCGGACCCGGCUUCUGCGUCACAUAGACUAGCUUGCGCU